Molecule: messenger RNA, 887 nt
Organism: Aspergillus costaricaensis CBS 115574
Lineage: Eukaryota; Fungi; Ascomycota; Eurotiomycetes; Eurotiales; Aspergillaceae
Product: EXPERA domain-containing protein
Exons: 4
Coding region: 11-703 (230 amino acids)
Biological process (GO): sterol biosynthetic process
Cellular component (GO): membrane; endoplasmic reticulum
Molecular function (GO): steroid Delta-isomerase activity; C-8 sterol isomerase activity; cholestenol delta-isomerase activity
Source: RefSeq, a predicted model, not a curated record
CUCAAGCAAAAUGAAUAAUAUUACAGAUGUCAUUCACAGUUACUAUCCGUCUUCGGUAUAUCUACCGCAUUAUGUAGCCAACGGGAGUUCGGCUUUAUCACUGGUUGCUCAAUUUGCUGUGCUCUGGGCCUUGGUGCUGGGUAUCGCAUCUGCCUACAUUUGCCGUCCUCGAAACUCGGUGACUCGAGAAGACCAGUUUGCGUUCAUUUGGAUGUGCUUUACGGGAUGCAUACAUCUAUUCUUCGAAAGUUACUUCGUGGUCUACCACAAGACCCUAGCCGGCUCGCACACUUUAUUCGGCCAGCUCUGGAAGGAAUAUUCCCUUUCUGACUCUCGCUAUCUGACCUCUGAUUCAUUCCUCGUUUCCAUGGAGGCUGUCACCGCUUUCUGCUGGGGCCCUCUCGCAUUUACUAUCGCAUACUGCAUCGCCACGCAGCACCCGGCAAGACAUGUCCUGCAGAUCAUUGUCUCCGUAGGCCAGGUCUACGGAGAUGUACUCUACUACGCUACGAGCAUGUUCGACCUAUAUUACCAUGGAGUGUCCUUUUGUCGUCCUGAAGGCUACUAUUUCUGGUUCUAUUAUGUCUUUAUGAACUUCAUCUGGCUUGCUGCUGGUACUUAUUUUGCGUACGAAAGUGCAGUGGAGAUCACGCGUGGUAUGAAGAAGUUGAGCGAAAUGGAUCGGAAGCGGAAGAACAAUUAGAGAUGUACUGGGUUUGAAAAGUUCCUGAUUACAAUUCGCGUCGUGUACAUUGCAUUGGAUCUGUAGGUUAGGGGUUUGCUUCAUGGUUCAUGGCGCGCCAUUUUCAGGAUAGAUCGGAUAGAAUUGGGGAUAGAAUUGGGUAGUUAGUUAGAAUGCCAGAUUGCUAGUCUAAAUGAAAUCGGUG